AUGCAGUGCCUCGGGUUCUCCCCUCGGCUAUUGGGUAUGGCAUUGCUGACUGUUACCUUGCUAGCGCAGGUAGACGUAAACGGUUUCGCUUUCCCUAAUCAUCUGCGACGGUCAUCCCAACAAACAAGCAUCACGGCGAAAAGUGGCAACGUAGCCAAUAUCCUUCUACUGCAACGUCAGAAGCCAAAGAAGUCAGCGAUCAAAGACCCUUUUUUCGUCAGCAAAAAGAUUAAUAGUCUGCGCAGUCCCAACGAUAACCGCACUGGCUACCUUGUUGCUCAUGACCAGCUUCACGGGACCCGCUGGGGCGACUGUCGGAGCCACUACGAAGAGAACGAUCACCGCUUCCGCAUCAGCAGCAGCGACAUUAAACACUUUACCGGCGGUCCUAUCGUCCCGCCAGCAUUCGUUGUGGCGUGGAUUGCGCUGACAGUUCUCGUGGGAACUUUUGAAGCGGCAUCGCGGGUUGGCGACUACACCUAUCGUGAUGUGCGUCGUCACUUAUGGAUCGCCCUGGCCACGAGUGGAGAUCCGUGGUUUGCUCCACGCACUUGGAUUCCCGUUUCCGGUAUGCUGUUUGGAAACGUCCUUACAGCCGCCACUAUUGCCGCGUCGUCCCUGACGAGUCAACUCGUCACGCAACAAAACGGUAUUGAAUGGCAAUUGUGUCGUGGAGCGUCCGUUAAGGAAGCCUUGCAAGAGACGCGUCGAGUCGCUGCCACGAAUGCGCUGACGCCUGUCCUCAACAUGCUGUCCGUGGCUGGGGUCGUCCACGUUCCCGGUAUGAUGACGGGACAACUAUUGGCUGGUCAAGCACCCUAUCAAGCUGCCGCCUACCAAGUCGUCAUUUUCUUUCUGAUUGCUGCCACGGCGUCAACGACGUCGAAAGGAUUCCACAAAGGAAUAUGGGCAACCCAUCCUCGAAAGUAA
Molecule: messenger RNA, 930 nt
Organism: Phaeodactylum tricornutum CCAP 1055/1
Lineage: Eukaryota; Bacillariophyta; Bacillariophyceae; Surirellales; Neidiaceae
Exons: 5
Coding region: 1-930 (309 amino acids)
Source: RefSeq, a predicted model, not a curated record